Salvia splendens (bonfire salvia) is the source of this 802-nucleotide messenger RNA. Its product is annotated as FCS-Like Zinc finger 13. Bases 104 to 694 code for a protein of 196 amino acids. Lineage: Eukaryota; Viridiplantae; Streptophyta; Magnoliopsida; Lamiales; Lamiaceae. The record is from RefSeq and is a predicted model, not a curated record. The transcript has 2 exons.
AUGGGCUUGGUUUAACAACUCCUCCAAUCAAACGCUCAAAAACAAGGGCUCCAAAACAUUCACUCCGUCAAAUUAAUCAGAAAAAUUAGUACUAAUUCUAGUGAUGUUAGGGAAAACGUCGAAGCCGGUGAUCGAGAUUCUCACUGGAUCUUUGUGUUCCGACAGCGGAAGCCCUAGGAGUCAGAUUCAGUCGCCGAGGGGGCUCAAGAGCCUAGAUCUCGGCACCGUAGGGCUAGUCAUAGUAGCAGCUCUCGAGAAAUCUAGCGGCGGAGGUAGGGACGGUAUUAUCGGCCGCAAUUCGACGCGAUCGAGUCCAAUUCCGGUGAAUUACCCCAAAAAUUGUUGCAGGAGUAGGAGAGAGGAGUACACGAUAGUGACGUGUCAUAGCCCGAGCAAUCGCAAUCGCAACAGCAACAGCAACAGCGUCUUCCACAUAUCUCCGGCUAGAGGCAUGGAGGCUGGAGGAGCAAUUCCGACGGCGGAAUUUUUGAGCAGGUGCGAUUUGUGCCAGAAGAAACUCGACGGCAAAGACAUAUACAUGUACAGAGGAGAGAAAGCAUUCUGUAGCGUUGAUUGCCGGUAUACGCAGAUGGUAAUGGAUAAAUGCAGUGCGGAAGCGUCGAAGCCGGCGGAAGUUGCAGGGUCGCCGUGCGAUUACGGGCACAUGUUUACCGCCGGGAUUCUGGCUACAUAGAUUUAUUGUGAAUCCAUUAAUAACAAUUUUUCUAUACUAGUGGAGUAGUAUAUAAACACUGCGAAAAUGUAACACAACUCAUCAAUUAAACGAGCAUCCUUUUUGACA